AUGCUUGGCAACAAGGGUAGCUUCCCCUCGCAACGUGCUAGCAAAAAAUCGGAAGGGACGCGGGAAAACAGACGUUCCAAUUGGUCAGCCAGCAAAAGAAUCGGUGUCACGGGUAUCCUUCCGCCCAAUCGUGCUCUCGGCCGACGGGCCCCAUGGCGUUACAUGCGAUCAAAAACUGGACGUGGCGGUGCUGGGAUAGUCCUUCGAGAUCGCAUCAAAGGCAUUGGUUAG
Molecule: messenger RNA, 231 nt
Organism: Pyricularia grisea
Lineage: Eukaryota; Fungi; Ascomycota; Sordariomycetes; Magnaporthales; Pyriculariaceae
Exons: 2
Coding region: 1-231 (76 amino acids)
Source: RefSeq, a predicted model, not a curated record